Messenger RNA from Trichomonas vaginalis G3, 1229 nucleotides. RefSeq names its product organellar and viral DNA polymerase type B. Gene Ontology annotation, molecular function: DNA binding; nucleotide binding; DNA-directed DNA polymerase activity. The transcript has a single exon. Gene Ontology annotation, biological process: DNA replication. The annotation marks the transcript as partial. The record is from RefSeq and is a predicted model, not a curated record. Lineage: Eukaryota; Parabasalia; Trichomonadida; Trichomonadidae.
AUGUUUAACUUACAAACAGGACCGAAAGAAGUAUUUCCAUACAACUACUACAGCAGUGUUUUGUUAGCAAAUGACAACAGAACUGGUGUCAUUUCUGAAGCAUGUAAGUUUAUCCGGGAUGCAGAUACAUUCAUGAAAAACAUAGAUUCCAUCAAAGGUUGCAGAAUAGAUGAGAACCACUUCGACUUAGAAAAGUAUAGCACAUUUUAUUGCAAACAAGAUGUAAGAAUUUUAAGAGAAGGUUUUGUUAAGUUCCGCAAUGACAUAUUGAAAGAAUUUGAUUUAAACGUUUAUGACUACGUUAGUAUUUGUUCAAUUGCUAACAAAUUAUUUGAGAACAGAGUGUACUUCCCGAAUGGAAAUUUAUAUGACCUCUCAAAUAAACCAAGAGAAUUUAUUUCACGCUGUAUUCAAGGUGGAAGAUGUAUGCUGUCAGAUAACAUUAAACAAAAGAGCGAAAAGAAACUCAUUGCUGAUUUCGACGCUGUUUCAUUAUAUCCAUCAGCUAUAGCAAGACUUUAUACUUUAGAAGGUAUUCCAAAGGUUAUGAAAAAAGAAAUGUUAAGCACAGAGUAUCUCAUGAGACAUUUAUUCGAUGACGACCAAAAGGAACCCAUUGGUGAAAAGUUUAUGUCCGGCUUCUUUGUUCUCAUUAAGAUAACAGAGAUUGGAAUACAUAGACACUUUCCUUUAAUAGUUUGUGACCCUGAACUAAAUCCAGAACUUAACGUUCCCAGAAGUUCAAACACUUGCUGUUUAAUGUAUGUUGACCAUAUAACAUUACAAGACCUCAUAAAAUAUCAAGGUGUCAAAUGUGAAGUGUUGCAAGGAUACUAUUACGAUGGAAACAGAGAUAUUAGAAUAAGAGAUGAAGUAAAGAAGUUGUUUGAGUUAAGGUUAAAGUAUAAGAAAGAAGGAAAUCCUUUGCAAGAAAAUAUAAAGCUCAUUCUGAACAGUAUUUAUGGCAAAACUAUUCUAUCUCCUAUUGAGUCAAAAAUAACCAUAGUAAAUGACAAAGAUGCUAUAAGAUAUGCCAUCAGAAACUACAACCAUAUAGUGAAGUUCGAAGGUUUGGAUGGUUCAGAUAAAACUAUUUUCAAGCUAACGAAAAGCAUUUGCAGACACUUUAACUUCUGUCCACUUGGUGUUAACAUUCUGUCUAUGUCGAAGAGAAUAAUGUGUGAAGUAUUCUGUACUGCUGAAGACUUAGGAAUGGACAUCUUUUAUAG